Molecule: messenger RNA, 4004 nt
Organism: Silurus meridionalis
Lineage: Eukaryota; Metazoa; Chordata; Actinopteri; Siluriformes; Siluridae
Gene: cd99l2
Product: CD99 molecule-like 2
Exons: 12
Coding region: 526-1419 (297 amino acids)
Biological process (GO): positive regulation of neutrophil extravasation; homotypic cell-cell adhesion; T cell extravasation
Source: RefSeq, a predicted model, not a curated record
UUGAGGCUCUAACAGGUUUAAUUUGUUACCAUGUUUAUGACGUCACAAAAUGUAAUUUAAAUGUAAUAUUGGUGGGGAAGGCUGGAGUAUACAUAGCUUUCUAGUGAAUCGUUUAAAAUUAUAUUGUUGUGUUUCUGUAUCCGCUAUCAUUCAAUAUUCGCUGUCUGGGUUGCGCUUGUGCGAUAUAUGUUUAAAAGUCGAUUGGGCUUAAUGGAGCAUUUUUUUUUUGCAUCUCCACUCGACCCACACGUGUCAUUCCUCCAUGUUGUGUGUGAUGAAUGAUGAAUGUAGGUCGUGGUAUAACGGUCUCGACGCUCAUGGCAGAGUGGAGAGUGGGUGAAGAAGAGGAUCCGCCCUGUGAGCGGCUCUAACGUGAAUCUCGCCACCUCCCGCGCACUCACACUGCGGCGGUGCAGCUCGGUGCAGCGGCUUCACACUCUCAGCCCUCGCGCUCUCCUGACUCUUAUAUCGGUCCCGAAAAGGAGAAAAUCUUCAUCGAGGGAACACUCUACCGCACUCUGAACCAUGAAGAGGUUUUCGCCCUGGCUUCUUUUGGCCCUUUUUUACCUGUUCACACUGCGAGGUCUGACGCAAGAUUGGAACCUGGCCGAUGCUGUUGAAGAUGUUGAAGAUCCGAAGCCUCCUACUCCAACGCCCAAGCCAAAUGAAAAAACAGGAGAAGCAGGUGGAGAUUUGGAUCUCGCAGACGUUUUUGAUAAAAAUACCCCAAAGCCCCCCAUAAUACCCAAAGACCCUGUCAAGCCAAAAGACCCUGUCAAGCCAAAAGACCCUGUCAAGCCAAAAGACCCUGUCAAGCCCACAACCAAACCCAAAGGAGAGGAGACCCCUGCUGAAUAUUUUGGCCCAACCGUGCGGCCUGCUUUGUUGCCUCGCUCAACCUCCAGACCGCUCCGAACCUCUCCCCCGCCUCGCAAGGCCGGUGCAGAUGAUUGGAACCUCGCUGAUGGUUUGCCUGGAAAAGAUGAUAAUGGCUUUGGAGGAGGUGACCGCAAGCCCGGUAUCAGUGGUGGAACUGGUGAAGGCACUCUAACAGAUGAAGAUCUAGCUAAUGUUGUGGAUGACACCUACAAGCCAGACAAAGGGAAAGGAGGACGAGGUGGUUCAGGAGGUUCAGGUGGUGUUGUGGAACCUGCUGACGAUGGCGAUUAUGAUACCAUGACUGAGACUAGCACCAUCGCUGGGAUUGUAAGUGCUGUUGCCAUGGCGCUGUUUGGUGCAGUCAGCGGCUAUAUCUCUUACCAGAAGAAGAAGUUCUGCUUCAGCAUACAACAGAGUCUAAAUGCAGAUAUUGUUAAAGCAGAGAAUCCAGAAGCCGUCGUGGCUCAGGAACCUCAAGUUCAACAAACUCUGCUCCAGCCCCCGAACGCUGAGCCGCCCACAGAAGACAACAAGGUGUAACCUGCGAUGCAUCUUCCAGCCUGAAGAGGGAGUGCAUACAUGCUCUCAGUGGGGUGGGGUUGGGGUGGGGGUACUUUUGCUUUGUCACGAAGUCAAAGUUUCUGUGAAAUAUUUCUUUAACGGUUUGCCUUCAUUCUCACUAAUACGACGGUUUACAAUAUUUAUCCUUCGAAGUUCAAUGAAAUCGUGCAGAAGUUUCAUGUGUUGCGAGACAAACUCUUCAUGCAUUAGUGCUGCUCCAGCGUUUUCUUUGCGUCACACUGUUGUGUGAAAGCAUCACUGUGCAACUAGCGUGUGUCAUUGGUCCACGGUGUGUGAUUGGAUUGUUUACAUAAUAUUAAAGAAGUACUUCUAUAUGGGAAGCGUUAGAGCAGGAGAGUCGGACUGUGGUCCCGUCAUUACAGUCCAGAACUCCUCGGGUCAUUAAGAGAGGAAUCGACACACUGUGUGUGACUCAGUGGGAAUUCAGGACCAGAACCCGAUUCUCCUGAUUUAUAAAAUUAAUUGUUAACGAUUGCAGUUUCCAUUUGCUAAAGAUUUUAUUAUCUUUUUACAAGCACCUUUUAACAUUAGAAGAAAAAAAAACAUUUUACAAUGAUUUGUACAUUUGUGCCCUGUGAAGUAAUUGUUGUGUAUAUAGGCGUUUUUUUGGGGGGGAUUAAACAUGACUUUUGAGAAGCUUAGAGAAAGCUGAAGAUCGCCACUCACAGGUUUAAUUUGCAUUUAAAACAUGACUGACGACUUGAAGUGAGCUUAGGUGUAUCAGAAGCUAGUUGUUUUGAAGGAACCUUGUUGAUCAAGCUCUGCCGACUUGCUGUGUUUUUUUGUGCGUGCGUGUGUGCGUGUGUUUCCUGGUCCAGCAGCAGUAGCAGAUUUUCAGAGGCGCACAUUCCUGUAAUGAAGACGCCAUAGUAUACUUGUUCGGAAUAUGUAGAAGAUGAAGUCUUACAUUAGCACAAACAUGGUAACUUUUUUUUCCCUUAUUAGGGAAUUUGCCGUUCGGAGACGUUUGUGGUUAAAAAAAAGAUAAAAAAAGAGAGAUAUUGUGCUUGUACAAUGUGCUUUUGCGUGUUAUUCAUGUUUGUACUGGUUAUAUCGGUGUAUCUUGAUAUGCACUUGUAGCAGUGUAGCUACAGUACAAUAGAUUUUUGUUAGCAGUCAUUGUGUUAGGGCUUAGAUUCUUUUGUCUUUUGGAUCCACUUAAAAUCUCUUGCCCCUUUACAGUUUUGCUGCAUUGGCUGUGUUCCUAUUGGUAUGUUCGGUAACUUCCUCCCUUCAUUCAAGCAUUUGAGAAGGCCCUCGUUGUUGCGUUGCGCGAACAGCUGUUCGCUUCAGAUUCGGAUUCCACUUUAAGGCCCGAAGGUUUUCGAAGUUUCAAAAGAAGGCAAUAAAACAGUUGGAACACAGCCCUGUUUUCCUUUCCCUGAGGUUCCCCAGUUUUUUCCCCCCUGACUCCUGUCGCCUCCUCGCUGCACCUUAUCUAUCUUUUUAGCCACAAGCUGCUGGUGCUUUACUUCUUAGGCCUUAUCCUGUUACGCGGCCGCACUAUCGCAAACGAGAGUUGAGCACGCUGACUAUCAGCUUCAGAUGAAUGUGUACGUAAUCGAACUCUUGCUAGGACAGUCCACUGUAAUUCAGAAGAACACACAGAUCAUCCAGAACGCUUCUACUACAUACAAAUGUCCGCUUGUACUCAACGCAUCGAGAACGUCACGUCCUACCGAGAGUUCCAGUCGACGUCAAUAAUCUAAACGAAUGUAAUUUUUUUGUACUCUGCUGUUUCUUGAUCACUUUAAUGUAGCAUCUCUGGUGUUACUUUGGCAAAAAAAAAAAAGGAAACCACCAAAGACAAGGCAGUGACGAUGCGAUCCUGUCCCUGUGUGGGUUUUUGCCUCAGAUUCUGGCGACUGUUCAGAUUCGGUCCGUAGCGAAAUUUCAAAUUUCACAAAUGCCUUGAAAAAAUGCUUUGAGUGGCGUAGCGUGGCGUGCGUAUUCGACUGUUUUAUUUCACCUGCACGGUGGACUCCAAGGAUGCACUGUGAUCAGUGUGGCUAGUCAUCGAGAAGGCCACGUGUUGGGAGGCCGCUUUCGGUUUCGAAGGAAUUCGGGGCUCUUGGCGUCUUUUGGAUAGGAACUGCAAAACUUUUUUCUAUAAGGGUAAAAAAAAAAAAAUAAACAGAUGCAUGCUUCGAUUCUUUAGCUGUAGCCAGUUUUUUCUCGCGUACUGCAUUUGACGUAUGAAGUCCGGACGGGUUUUAUAAGAAGAGAAGUGUUUCGGAUUUGCACUGCCAGUGAAGUGACACAUUUUACCACCAACUCCACAGAUCAAAUCGAGACAUUAUACAGUAGGAGGUUGCAUUGUAUCACCAGUGCCUGUUCACUUCAGUCCAGAUUCACUGCUGAUCACGUGACGGCAAGAGCAUGUUUAAGAUCUACCGACAAUCAUCACUGCUUCAACGGCCAAUUUUCUACUUGUAUUUGGAAAUAAAAGAUCUGUUUUAAAGUCUCAACUCUCACUGGCAAUACCUGAUAGAAAGAGAUUAAUAUGAAGAAAAAAGCAACAAUAAAAAAAAUGACAAACUGAA